Messenger RNA from Lodderomyces margitis, 1875 nucleotides. It is a transcript of the gene SKN7, whose product is annotated as kinase-regulated stress-responsive transcription factor. NCBI's taxonomy places the organism in Eukaryota, Fungi, Ascomycota, Pichiomycetes, Serinales, Debaryomycetaceae. Gene Ontology annotation, molecular function: phosphorelay response regulator activity; DNA-binding transcription factor activity; sequence-specific DNA binding. The transcript has a single exon. Gene Ontology annotation, biological process: phosphorelay signal transduction system; regulation of DNA-templated transcription. The record is from RefSeq and is a predicted model, not a curated record. The coding region runs from base 1 to 1875 and encodes 624 amino acids.
AUGUCAACGCUCAAUCAACCUAUUCCUCCCAAUUCAACCCUUGCUACAACAGCAAGCUCAAACCAAAGCGGGUCCAACGACUUUGUCAAGAAGUUGUUUUUGAUGUUGCAAGAAGAUAGCUACAAGGAUGUUGUUAGAUGGACAGACAAUGGUGAUAGCUUUGUUGUUAUAAAUACAAACAAUUUCACCAAAAACAUAUUACCACGCCAUUUCAAACAUUCUAAUUUUGCAAGUUUCGUACGACAGUUGAACAAAUACGACUUUCACAAGGUCAAGAUCUCCAAUGAGGCUAAACUGACGUAUCCUUAUGGCGAAGAUGCUUGGGAAUUCAAACAUCCAGACUUUAGAAUGAAUGAUCGUGUUUCAUUGGAAAAUAUAAAACGAAAGGGACCUUCGACCAAAAAGAAUAAUAAGCAGAUUCCCAACGGAUCAAAGGUAAAGACUAAAUCUAUUACACCAAAUAUGGUGAAGGAAGACUCGAAAGAGAUUGAUGACAAUGGAGCAAACGACGCCAAUACAACGGAAGCGGUAGAGGAAACCAACGCCAACAGCUAUUAUGAUGAUCGAUUGAGCCAACUCACUUCUGGCCAAAACAAGCUAAGAGACCAAAUAAAUCAUGUCAAGGACACAAAUCAAGUGCUAAAUCAGGAGAUUAACAUACUACAAAGAAAGUACCAAACGUUGGUUGAACACAUUGUCUCCAUAAACUCGUUUAACGAGAGAUAUUAUCGGUCAAUUGGUGUCUUCGUAAAUUCUUUAGUACAAGCAGGGAUCAAAGUCCCACCAUUGGAUUUUCCGCCACCAAACACGGGUCCUUUUCAGUUGCAGGAACCCAAUACCAGCUCAUCGUCUUUUCCCAUGACUCUGAGCUCCAUACCAGCUUCAUCGUUACCCAGUAUAUCCCAACAUUUGCAACUGCAAUCACCUCGUGUAAACAAUUUACAGUCGCCACUCAUACCUCCAGCGCAAACUGGCUCGCCACGGUUGCCGAUCCCUCAAACAGCUACAGCAGCGAAUGUACAACCGCAACUGUCGUUGCUCAAUCUGAAUAAUCGAGCCUUAUCGAUCCCUGGUGGUAGGCCGACACCAAAUUCAUUUGCAGUGACAAGUCCUAUUAGCGGUUUAGCAUCAUUGAGCCGGCUGCUGUCGAUUCAUCAAUUACCGCAACCUUCUUUUCCCCAGGGCAAGGCCUCUACGCAAGCAAAUAACUUAGGUACCAAUUCGACCCAUCAUAAGCACAACAAGUCCGAAGAUAACAGAUCCAGUGAUGGCAACAUCCUCAACACCAACCCAGAACAUUCUCUGGGGUCGAUUGACGCAGGUUCAAAAGGCAACCACCUUCCCACAUCAGGUGAAUUUGUCCAGCCAUCGCCUUCAAAUAAACCCAUAUCCCCAAUGACUAGCACAUCAGCUUCGCCCAAUAGCAAUGUUCUUCCGCAAAUUAGUACCACGUCGAUCCCCAACCCCAAAUUCCACGUUCUAUUAGUAGAGGACGAUAAUGUAUGUAUUCAAUUGUGCAGGAAAUUUUUGGUCAAGUAUGGAUGCCAGGUCACUGUUGUCACCGAUGGUCUCAACGCCAUUUCUACCGUUGAGAGUACUAAGUAUGAUUUGGUGUUGAUGGAUAUAGUUAUGCCCAAUUUAGACGGAGCCACGGCAACCAGUGUCAUUAGAUCGUUUGACACUAGGACCCCCAUUAUUGCCAUGACAGGUAACAUUGAGGACAAUGACUUGGUCACAUACUUGCAGAAUGGUAUGAGCGAUAUUUUGGCCAAGCCAUUCACCAAAGACGACUUGUACUCCAUACUAGCGAAGCAUUUGUUGAAGGAGGAUAAGCCAGACGAAGAACCCAUUAAUAAGAAACAAAGAAUAGAGUAA